Molecule: messenger RNA, 975 nt
Organism: Ogataea philodendri
Lineage: Eukaryota; Fungi; Ascomycota; Pichiomycetes; Pichiales; Pichiaceae
Exons: 1
Coding region: 1-975 (324 amino acids)
Biological process (GO): carbohydrate metabolic process
Molecular function (GO): hydrolase activity, acting on carbon-nitrogen (but not peptide) bonds
Source: RefSeq, a predicted model, not a curated record
AUGCCAAACAGUCUGGAAUACGGUCCACGAGACUUGCUCGGGUACGGUGAGAAAACGCCAGAUCCCAAGUGGCCUGGUGAUGCCAAGAUCGCCAUAUCAUUUGUUUUGAACUACGAAGAGGGAAGUGAAGUUUGUCCCGAAAACGGUGAUAAUGUCACCGAGGUGUUAGCCACUGAGCUUGGACCAGGUGUCCAGCCUUGCACUGGAGGAGUGAGAGAUGUCAAUGUCGAGUCGCUGUAUGAAUACGGAAGCAGGGCAGGUGUGUGGAGAAUCCUCAGACUAUUUAAGCAGUACGAUUGCAAAGUGACAGCCUUUGCUGUUGGACAAGCAUUGCUGAAAAACCCAGAGGUUGGCAAAGCUCUCGUGAGAGACGGUCACGAAAUUGCUUCCCACGGCUGGAGAUGGGUUGAUCGCUCUGAAUGGACGAUUGAAGAAGAAAAGGAAAACGUGAAGAGGUGUGUUGAGGCGAUCCAGAAGACUUCGGGAAAUCCACCUAGAGGGUGGUACUACGGCAUGAUCCAUAGCAAGGCCGCUGAGCGGUCGAGGUCUGUGCUUGCAACGACUUUCAAGGAGCUUGGUCUGCCGUUGCUUUGGUACGGUGAUUCCUACAGCGACGACCUUCCGUACUGGGUCCCAUAUCCAGGCGGAGAGGCCGACGAAGGCUUGUUGAUCAUUCCAUACACCAUGGACACCAACGAUUACAAGAACGCAGGAUACCAGGCUUAUAUCACAGGAGGUCAGUUUUUUGAGUACUUGAAAGACUCAUUUGACGAGCUGUACGCUGAAGGUGAGAAUGGGUCGCCAAAGAUGCUGAGCAUUGGACUCCAUUCGCGUUUGGUUGGAAGACCAGGAAGAAUAGCUGGACUGAGAAAGUUUGUUGAAUAUAUUAAGAAGAAGGAUGGGGUUUGGGUGGCCACCCGCGAGGAGAUUGCAAACCACUGGAGAGAGCAGUUCCCAUACAAGGCUAGUUUAUGA